UACAGGUAUGCUAGACCACAGUGUAAAAUAACAGUCAAGAUUUAAUACAUUUAUUUGUUUUUUGUCAGUGAUGUUGAAAUUUAAUAUUUCUUUCCUGCCCAGCAUGUUUUGAAGGUAUUUAACAAAGUGCCGUCAUUGAUGCUAGGUACAUGUAAUUGUGUGAACAAUUGAUGUCUGAUGUACAUGUAUAUUAUACAUCUGACUCGCUUUUCAGAGGACCUUUUGGUAUCGACAUCAAGAAUCCUGAACAUUUUUCUGUGGAGAACUCUCAGCUGAGUGCAGAUAGUAGUGGUGAAACAGGGCUGCUGACAUCUGUGACAUCAAAGGAGGACAAUGUAAAACACCAGAUCCAGCUGAGUUUUGUCAUGUAUGGGGUAAAGAUGGCAAAGGACAAAAGCAGGGCCUACCUCGUCUUAACAGAUGGGGAGGUGCAGUCUGUUGCAAUAUUCAAGCCGUUUAUCCGUGUUUUAAGAGGCCCAUUGAUGUCAGAGUUCAAGGUCAUGCUGUCUAAUGUUGAACAUGUGGUCAGGCUACAGAACUCACCAGGUACAGAUGGUUCUAGUGUGGAAAUUCACAACAUUGUUGACAUCAAGUCACAGCAGAACAAAGAGCUGGCCAUGAAAGUUGACACAGAUGUCUCCAAUCAGGAUAGAGAAUUCUUUACUGAUUUGAACGGAUUCCAGGUGCACCGGCACUGCACGCUUGACAAGCUGCCUUUACAAGCUAACUACUACCAUGCCUACAAUGGUAUACCUGGAAGAUGA
This is a messenger RNA of Liolophura sinensis, 764 nucleotides long. RefSeq names its product alpha-mannosidase 2-like. NCBI's taxonomy places the organism in Eukaryota, Metazoa, Mollusca, Polyplacophora, Chitonida, Chitonidae. The coding region runs from base 171 to 764 and encodes 197 amino acids. The transcript is spliced from 5 exons. Gene Ontology annotation, biological process: mannose metabolic process; N-glycan processing; protein deglycosylation. Gene Ontology annotation, cellular component: Golgi membrane. The record is from RefSeq and is a predicted model, not a curated record. Gene Ontology annotation, molecular function: alpha-mannosidase activity; carbohydrate binding.